AUGUCUGCUGCGAUCUCAAGAAAGCGCAAGUCGCCCGAGCCAGAGCGCGACAGUGUCAAUGAGGACCACAUCACAACGCCUUCUAACAGCCCAGCUCGCAAAAAGUUGAAGAUUACUCAGCAUCAAAAACAGACUCUAAUCGAUAACCUUCAAUUAGAAAUCACGGAGCGAGCCCGCGGACUACGCGCUCAAUAUGCGCUCCAGGCGCAGGAUCUUCGAUCUAGAAUUGAACGACGAGUAAACCGAAUUCCGGUCGCGCUGCGCAAGACCACGAUGGGCGCGCUACUUGAAAAGCACAACAAUGUCCCCCAGGCACAAUCCCCGAAGAAGUCGGCCCUUCCAGCGAGAACUACCAUAAAGACUGCAACUACAAAAAUUAUACCCCGAGAUCCGGAUUAUCCAACUAUCAGUGUGGCAAAGUCACCCUCUCGCCGCACCAAAGAAACCAGCAACGGUGGCAGUUACUCGGAUAAAGAGAACGCACCAGUGCCUGAUGCACACAUCCCCCUCGAAAACCCAAAGAAACGAGGCAACCCAGCCGCAUCUGGACAGCCGCGAUCUGUUUCACAAGUCUUGCGAGAUGCCGAGUCGAAAGUUUUGUCCCCGAAAUCCUCCAAUUCGCGAACCUACAAGCAGUCUCCGCUCAUUACGUCGCCCACCAAGGCCUCGUACCUAUCCCGACCCGCCUCACCUUUGAAACCUUCCAGUCCUCUCAAAGCAAUGAUUGAAGAUGCUCGUGCUCGUACUACGCGCACCGAGACCAAGAAACCAUCUCCACCCGCAAGUGUGCGCAGAACCAAAGCUACCGCGCAAACAAAGCGAACCGCCACCAAAUCAGCCAAUCCGGUUCCUGUCAAGUCCCCAGCGCGACCCGCCACGCGACAGCAAGAUCGGCACAUGAGCAGCAGUACUACUUCUUCGAAUGCAUCCUCCGGUACAACCAUUGUUAAGGCAACCCGAAAAGCACAGCGAGCCACUGCCACAACGUCCAGCGCAGCAGCAAAGCGGACCACAGUAGCUCGCAGUCAAGGGCCUACAGCCGCUGCAAACGCCAAACGAGCUGCAGCUACAACAAGAAAGGUCGGCACUGAUGCACCUGUCAGUACUGGUAGGGUCCUUCGCAAGCGUGUCUAA
This is a messenger RNA of Talaromyces atroroseus, 1134 nucleotides long. RefSeq lists its product as hypothetical. The transcript has 2 exons. Bases 1 to 1134 code for a protein of 377 amino acids. Gene Ontology annotation, cellular component: chromosome, centromeric region; chromosome passenger complex; spindle midzone. Lineage: Eukaryota; Fungi; Ascomycota; Eurotiomycetes; Eurotiales; Trichocomaceae. Gene Ontology annotation, biological process: mitotic sister chromatid segregation. The record is from RefSeq and is a predicted model, not a curated record.